Molecule: messenger RNA, 1293 nt
Organism: Morchella importuna
Lineage: Eukaryota; Fungi; Ascomycota; Pezizomycetes; Pezizales; Morchellaceae
Exons: 6
Coding region: 1-1293 (430 amino acids)
Biological process (GO): vesicle-mediated transport; intracellular protein transport
Cellular component (GO): clathrin adaptor complex; clathrin-coated vesicle
Molecular function (GO): clathrin-cargo adaptor activity
Source: RefSeq, a predicted model, not a curated record
AUGGCUUCUGCCCUCUUCUUCCUUGAUCUUAAGGGCAAGACCCUUCUGGCUCGAAACUACCGGGGAGAUAUCCCCAUGUCGGCGGUUGAGAAGUUUCCCAUCCUUCUUUUAGAAGCUGAGGAAGAAAGCUCUGCGGUCCCACCAUGUUUUUCUCACGAAGGGAUUAACUAUCUCUAUAUACGGCACAACAAUCUCUAUGUUCUGGCUCUCACGAAGAGGAACUCCAAUGCGACCGAAAUACUGCUGUUUUUACAUCGGAUAGUUGAGGUUUUUACUGAGUACUUUAAGGAGUUGGAGGAGGAAAGUAUUAGGGACAAUUUCGUUAUCAUCUACGAGCUGCUAGAUGAAAUGAUGGAUUUUGGAUAUCCGCAAACUACUGAAACCAAAAUUCUCCAAGAAUAUAUCACCCAGGAAUCUCACAAACUUGAGAUACAAGCCCGACCUCCGAUAGCCGUAACUAAUGCUGUUUCCUGGAGAUCCGAAGGUAUUCGGUACCGAAAGAACGAAGUCUUCCUUGACGUCAUCGAAUCUCUCAACCUCCUUGUUAACAGUAAUGGGAACGUCUUGCGUUCGGAGAUUUUGGGAGCUAUCAAGAUGAAGUGUUACCUCUCCGGUAUGCCGGAAUUAAGGCUAGGAUUGAAUGAUAAAGUGAUGUUUGAAAGUACAGGAAGGACAACGAGAGGGAAGGCAAUUGAGAUGGAGGAUGUUAAGUUUCACCAGUGUGUGAGGCUUUCCAGGUUCGAAAACGACAGAACCAUUAGCUUUAUCCCACCAGACGGAGAGUUUGAGUUGAUGAGCUACCGGUUGAACACUCAGGUUAAACCGCUAAUCUGGGUUGAAUGCAUGAUUGAAUCUCAUUCUGGCUCCCGAAUCGAAUACAUGCUGAAAGCAAAGGCCCAAUUCAAACGUCGUUCUACAGCCAACAACGUUGAGAUCAUCGUCCCUGUGCCUGAUGAUGCUGACUCUCCCCGUUUCCGUACUAAUAUCGGAUCGGUCCACUAUGCUCCCGAGAAGUCUGCUAUCAUUUGGAAGAUCAAGCAAUUCGGUGGAGGAAAGGAGUUCCUUAUGAGAGCAGAGCUUGGUCUCCCGAGUGUCAAGGAGGCAGAACCGGAAAGGAAAAAGAGGCCCAUAAGCGUUAAAUUCGAAAUUCCAUAUUUCACGACAAGUGGUAUUCAGGUGAGAUACCUGAAGAUUAUCGAGCCAAAGCUGCAAUAUCCUAGCUUGCCUUGGGUGAGGUAUAUUUCUUGCGCUUCAGAUUAUCACGUUCGCCUUCCGGAACCAACCCAGACCUAA